GUCUGACGAAAGUCGCUCAAUGUAAGAGGGCGACCUCCGGUGGCAGGCGGCAUCCAUUGCACAGCGGGUGUACGGCUUGUUAAAUCUGUAAAUCUAUCAUAAAUCGUCAUUCUUUUUUCUAUUCCAAUUUUCCAUACAUUGACACAGAGCGGUUUCAUCCACGCCAGCGUCCGGUUUCAACCACGUGAUGAUUCGGAAUUCACGUGCCAUGCCACCUAGCUUAUUCGCAACUGUCAGAAUUCCCCCGACAAACCCCGUACUUCUUCUCUUUUUUUCACUUCCCGGAUCUCACCUCCAAUGGCAGACGGGUAUUCCAACAUUAAACGCCAGCGUGUGAGCAAGGCUUGCGAACAAUGCAGACGUAAAAAAGUCAAAUGUGACGGAGGUUUACCUUUAUGCAAUAAUUGUGUGACCCUCGGUCUUCAAUGCACAUACAAGGAAUCCACCAAAAAGAGAGGACCUCCCAAAGGUUAUAUUGAGGCCAUUGAAGGUCGUCUUCAUCGACUGGAAGCAUUACUGGGAAGCAUCAUUCAAGAUGACGAUCCUCGAUUCAAAGCCAUUAUUGACGAAUUAAAUUCACCUUUGGAAACCAUGUACGGAGAACUGGUGCGACCAAGACCCAUGCGACGUCCGUCGUUUGCAGGAAUUGACGGCGAGUUGGGCCCUUUCGAUGAUAGGCCCAGCACCGAGUUUCCCGAGCAUCAUCCGCAGCGGCCUAUCGAUAAAUCAAAAAUCGAUACCAGCAAUGAUCAUUUGGGCAGUCUAAGUAUCGAUGCAGGAGGCCAAGUACGAUAUUACGGCAAAUCAUCUGGAUAUUAUAUGCUGCGGUCGCGGCACCAAUUAUUACAUGAUGGUACCUUUCCGCUCAAUACCAAACGUUUACGCUCAGGAGAUACCGAAUCGCGACCGCCACCUGUGGUGGAUCCAUUUGAGAUGCCUCCCAAAGAUUUAGAAGACCAUUUACUGGAAAUCUACUUUCGUCAUUUUUACUCCCUGAUUCCACUGCUACACAAAAAGACGUUCAUGAGACGUAUUCAGACCAAAGACGAUCGACCGCCGGCGCUUUUACUCAAUGCCAUUUUUGCAAUUGCUUCUCGCAUAUCUCCCGAUAUCCGUGUACGUGCUGAUCCUAUGCAACCCGAUACGGCCGGCGAUGCCUUUUUCGAAAGAGCUCGUAUGCUCCUUGAUUUGGAAUGGGACAGUUUUCGAGUGUAUACCGUACAAGCACUUUUAUUGAUGAGCAGUCAUCAGAAUGGGGCGCUAAAGACAGUGCGAGGCUGGCUGUACAGUGGGAUGGCUUUUCGAAUGUCGCAAAAUCUUGGAUUGCAUAGAAAUUGCGAUGGCUGGCAGAUACCGGAGACUGAAAAGGAGGAAAGAAAACGAGCGUUUUACGGUUGUUUGGUGGUGGACCGGUUAUCGAGUGCGAUGCAUGGGCGCUCGCCUCUUAUUGAUGAACGUGAUUACGAUACGCCGUAUCCUGCAGAGAUCGACGAAGACGAAGUAGAAGGCGAGCCACCCAUGAUGGGCAAUUUUCAUCAGAUGAUUAAACUAUGCGAACUUCUCGGCGAGAUUCUUCGCGCAUUGUAUACGGUCAAGGGACGAAAACAACUAUCGCAAAUGACAUCCACCGACGAAAUUGUAUCAUGCUUGGAUCGCAAGUUGAACCGUUGGAUGAGUAAACUGCCCCCUUCUCUGCAAUACCAUCCUCCCAAUACGCGUCUUGCGCAACGGGCUCCUGCGCCACCGAUUCGCGUUUGCCAGUUACACAUGCUAUUCUACACGACCCUUAUUCUGCUCCAUCGACCAUUUAUUCCAGGAACAGCACAGGAAGUGACGCCUUCCGUGUUUCCAUCCUCUUCCAUCUGUACAUUUGCAGCCAACAAUAUUCUGGAUAUCGUAGAAUCCCUGCUAGCGGAAGGUCGACUUAACCACAUCAACAACUAUUCGUUGUAUUUCCUGUUCACAGCGGGUAUCAUCUUUAUUCAUAAUGCCGCUUCGCCCGACAGCAUGUUUUCCUUUGAAGCGAAAAUCAGUACCAACAAGAUCAUGAAAGCGAUGGAUGAGCUCGAAACGACGUGGAUGACUUCAGCUCGCCAUUGCAAUAUUUUGGGAGCCUUGGCAGGUUUACGGGAUAUCGAUUUGGAAAGCGUGGAUGAGAGUUUUACCAAACUGGCCGCUCAACGGUCCAAAGUACCUCCGUUCAUUGCUGUCCCCAACUCACCGAACCCAAUGUUUGAAAGCGGCGAUGAGCAGCAAGACAGCAAGGAUUUCCUAACCAUGAACAAUGGGUGUGGUCAGAAGCCUCCCAUGGAUUACUACGUUGGCACACGGCGAUCCAUAAGUAGCCAAAGCCGAUCACCAGAACAAACAAUGUAUGGGACCGGCGCCGAUGGCCUGCAGCCGCCUGGAAGCUAUAACCCUUAUUUUGUCAUGGAGUCGACCCCGGUGACCGACCGUCCGUUCAAUCCAAACGGGACAGCCUUUUGGGAUGUUCCUGUCUCUUUUGAUCUAAACGAUUGGACAAGCUACUUUAACAAUCAGAGCGAUCCGAACAAGCAGCAGACGCUUGGCUAAAAAAGGGAACAGCAAAUCAUUCAUGGAUACUCUAUACUUUGUUCCCUUUCAUUCUCUUCUUACAACUGUUAUUAUAUAUAUAUAUUUUAUGGCAUUUCUUUUUAUUUAGGUAUUUUUUUUUAUUUGUAAAUACAUAGAUCUUUGAACUAC
Radiomyces spectabilis is the source of this 2724-nucleotide messenger RNA. Its product is annotated as fungal-specific transcription factor domain-containing protein. The record is from RefSeq and is a predicted model, not a curated record. Gene Ontology annotation, molecular function: DNA binding; zinc ion binding; DNA-binding transcription factor activity, RNA polymerase II-specific. Gene Ontology annotation, biological process: DNA-templated transcription; regulation of DNA-templated transcription. The coding region runs from base 298 to 2574 and encodes 758 amino acids. Gene Ontology annotation, cellular component: nucleus. The transcript has 4 exons. Lineage: Eukaryota; Fungi; Mucoromycota; Mucoromycetes; Mucorales; Radiomycetaceae.